AUGCUCAACUCCAUUUGGGACUGUAUCUUCGGAACUUUGGAAGAUGAGCCACUUCGUCCCACCGAUGGCCGAUCUCCCGAGUCCAUCGCUUCCGAAAUCCUCACCAAAAUCCUCAACGCGGACACACGUGAAUCUCUCCAGAAACAAUUGAGGGAAGAGAUAUGCAUUACGAGCUGGUCUGAAGCUAUCGCAGAAGCUCUCUUGCACGGCUUGGAGAAUGCUAUCAAAGCCGGGACGGAAAUGGCGCAAGCAGCUGCGGAUGCAGCGGCUAAAAGCAGAGACGCUGCUAUUGACUUCGCGACUGACCAUCCUGUGUACGCCACAUUGAUUGCACUGGGUAUAUUGGCCUUGUUGACACCGUGGGCUCUGGAAAUUCUCGGAUUUGGGGAGUUGGGUCCGAUUGAAGGCUCAUGGGCCGCACUAUGGCAGAGUCGUUGGUAUGGUGGACGGGUACCUAAGCAGGCUUUGUUUGGAUAUUUCCAGAGGUUGGGAAUGAAGUGGCACUGGACUUUCUGA
Messenger RNA from Penicillium nucicola, 516 nucleotides. RefSeq lists its product as uncharacterized. Bases 1 to 516 code for a protein of 171 amino acids. The record is from RefSeq and is a predicted model, not a curated record. Lineage: Eukaryota; Fungi; Ascomycota; Eurotiomycetes; Eurotiales; Aspergillaceae. The transcript has a single exon.